Perkinsus marinus ATCC 50983 is the source of this 1740-nucleotide messenger RNA. RefSeq names its product phosphatidylinositol kinase, putative. Bases 1 to 1740 code for a protein of 579 amino acids. Gene Ontology annotation, molecular function: 1-phosphatidylinositol 4-kinase activity. Gene Ontology annotation, biological process: phosphatidylinositol-mediated signaling; phosphatidylinositol phosphate biosynthetic process. Lineage: Eukaryota; Perkinsozoa; Perkinsida; Perkinsidae. The record is from RefSeq and is a predicted model, not a curated record. The transcript has 5 exons. Gene Ontology annotation, cellular component: membrane; cytoplasm.
AUGGCAUUUAUUUCCCCUGCCACGGUGUUGGGCUACUGUCUCGGCCGACGACCUGGUCUACAGGGGGCCCUCCAUUCGUGGACCAACAGCCGCUCUCUCCGGGGAGUUGAUGAUUGCGAAGAGCCUGACCCGCCCCCAGGGUCGCCGCGAGACGGGGCUGAUAGGUCCAUCGUUGAGGCGAUCAAAACUCUACGGAGUUCAUCAUGCAAGACUUCUGCCGAAGCAAAGUUGAUGCUGGCCGUUCGGGCGAGUCCUCCGGCAGUGGUGCACCGAUGGCUACUGCAGAUUUUCUGCGUUCUUAUGGAGAGCGAUGAAGCUCUGGAGGAAGUCUACCGGCUGUCGGGGGAGGCGGCCUUGAGCCUAUUGGGCCUGGCGCAAAUCGUCGAUGAUGACCGCUGCGCCACAAAAUUAGCCGCUAUUGACCAUCUGGCUCCAACAUGCAUGGAGUUGGUCCGGCAGCUGGGGGAAAUCUCAACGCAUUUGGCGACCCUCCCUUUUGCUCGACGAAAGGAAGUCCUCGAGUGGCGACUGAGGAAGGUGAAGUUGUCUACGGGCACUUGGUUGGGUGAUGAUGGGACUUGGCGGACCCUUCGGGGCCUGGACCUUCCUAGAUGCUUCCUACUUAGUGAGUGGAGUAGCUCUACGCCCUUCCAUGUAUGCCUGUCGUUGGAAGAGUCUUGCUCCAGCAUUGAAGAGAACACCGGUAUCGCCCUGGUGGGCACGUCGUCUGAAGGGGUACUCUACCCUCGGUCGCUGCUGUCACUCGCCGCCCCCCGUCGCAGUAGGAAGUCGACUAUGGUCAAUACGGCGGAACACACAACGGAGAGGAGGAGGAUGACGACGAGCGUUUCGAAGAGGCCUUCUGGAUGGACCAAGGAGGUAUCCCGAUCGGUCCCUUCUGGUGGAGUUGCCUCGCUGGUGGCGAAGGCAGGGAGUAUGUCGAUUCUGCAGGAGCAAUUGGCGCUCUCGAUGAUAUCAUGGAUGAGGAGCUGCUGGCUGGAGUGCCCCCAAGGAACUUUGGAGAGGUCCUUGGGGGCGGCUGUGAGGCUGUACCGAGUCCUAUGCACUAGCAGUGGUGGCGUGGUCGAGGCAGUGCCCAACGCUGUCAGCUUGGACUCCCUCAAAAAGGCCUAUGGUGACACGUGGGUGUCACUGAGCGCUCAUUUCGAGGACCGAUGGCCCGGGGAGGAGGGGGAGGCCGCUCUUGACAAGUUCUGUAGCUCCAUGGCAGCCUACUCGGUCAUAUGCUACGUCUUAGGAGUGAGGGAUCGACACAAUGCGAAUAUACUUCUAUGUGAUGAUGGUAGCAUCUGUCAUGUUGACUUUGGUUUUUUCCUCACGAACAGCCCCGGCAAUGUAGCCUUUGAGCCCUCAUUGAAGCUCACUGAGGAGUUGGUGGAAACUCUGGGAGGAGAGGACAGUCGACGAUUUGGGGUCUUUAGGAGAAUGGUAGUCCGAGGCUGCAUGGUCUUGAGGAGGGACAUCGACACACUCAAGAGCAUGAUCGAAUUACUUUUCCCUCCACUGCCCGAGACUAAUGGUUGGUGGCUGGGCCCUAGGCUCCCUUGCCUCUCUCAAGGGCUACCACACACUCUACUCCAAAUGGACCAGAGACUACGACUGGAGCUCUCUGAACAUGCCUUCAAGGACUAUCUACUGGACCUCGUUGAUCGAUCUGUUGCUAAUUGGCGCUCGAGGUGGUACGACCGGUAUCAGCGCUACUUUGGUGGAAUACUGUAG